AUGGAUGCCCCCAAGCAGGGCGUCCUGCGCAUCCAGUCGCACAAGGGAAAGGAAAACGUCUUGCCCUCUGGCCUUCCUCGGUUGUCGGUAAAGAAAGAUCCGAACCAACCGUCAUCAGUAUCAACACGUAAGGUAUCUGGUUCACAGCCUACCUUGGGAGCUGCUGCGCUUCGAGCACAGGUUGAUACACUCCGAACGGAGAAUGCUAAACUUCGCAAAGAACACCAGCGUGAACUUCACAAGUCACAGGAAAAGGCGUCCCAACUCGAGUCAAGGGUCCAAGAUCUUGUACGAGAAAAAUUGACCAGGGAUAGCGAACAUGCAGAGGCUGAGAGAGAACAUCGGAUGGUCUCCCAACGAGAAGCCGCUCUCCGAACAGCGCUCGAAAAAUCUGAAUCGGCAUUAAAACAAUUAAAUGAGCGAAUUGGUAAGCUCGCUGGGGCCGAGCGGAAGCUGGAGGACAUAGAGCGAAUACACAAUGAUGAAAAGCGAAAGCUCACAAUGGAAAUAUCGUCCCUCCAAUCCCAGCUUGAAAUAGCUCGUACGACUGUCGGCGAACAUUCGGCUCGAUUGCGUGAGCGAGAUACAUCCAGACGGUUUGAAACUCGUGCGCGGGACCUCGAAGUUCGAAUUCAAGAGCGGGACUUGCGGAUUCGGGAGCUCGAAGAGGAGCUGGCGACUGCCGAGGCUCAGGCGCAGGUCUACGAGGGGCGAAUGCAAGUAUACGACAAGCGAGUCAAAGCAUACAAGGAACGAGUUCGAGUUGCAGAACAACAGGCACGCGAUACUGAAAUCGAAAUGGAAGCCUUAGAGGUCUCUCAAGCAGCAAGUAACGAAGAGACAUCCAAGGAGCUUGCCUACGCUAAAGUGCUACUGGAAAGAUUUGCUGUUGCAUACGGCCAAUUACACGCGAAUUCGCAGGCCAAGGAUAAGGAGAUCCAGGCGUUGGAGGGCGAACUCCGGGAUAAAGGAAGGAAGAUAGCGACAUUGGAGCAAAUGGCGGUUUGGGCUGAAGAGGAGAAACGUAGCUUAGCAGAGGAACUUGGCAUUCAACGGGAUCCAGUAUAUUCAGAGUGGGGGAAAUAUCGGCAUACCACUUACGCUGAAAGGGAUAGUUCACAAACCGAUCUAGAUGAGCUCGUCAUAGCCGUUUUGGAAGGACAACGCGAGAUGCGUCUUAUGGAGGUCCAGAAGCUCCGAUUAUUCUCGAACGACGUCCACACCUCUAUCGCUGACACUUCGUUACCUUCCGCUUCCAACCUUUCCCGUUCCGAAGAACUUGAACUUAUUAAACUACGCGCCGAAUGUGCAACACUCCGGGAGGAACAAGAGUCGCUAGAACAAGAUCUUGUUGACGCUGCGAUGGAAGCCGAGGAGCACAACCAUCAGAUUGUCGCAUACCAAGAGCUCCAAGUUGAAUAUGCAAGUCUCGAGGCCGAAAUUGCGCACCUCCGUUCUCGUACUAUCAUCCCUAACGUGGAUCCGUCCCAUACCAAGGCACAGGCCGAACUUUCUCGGCUUGAGGCAGAACAUAAACAACUACAGGCUGAAUUUACAGCCUACAAACAAACAAUGGAGGAGACGGCUCGAGCAGCCGCCGAGCAUGAGGCUCGGGCUGUUUUGCUCAACGGGCUUCAGGCACGCGAGCAUUCUCUACGAGAGCAAAUGGAUGCUUUGCGUACUCAGAUCGCUCGAUUGGAAAAGGACUUGCAGGAUGAGAGGGAGAAUGUAAAGCGAGCGGAGAGGCGAUUGGUCCAGGCCAAGACCAUUGAAGAUGAAUUGAGGGAGGAUAUCGACGAGAUGAUGGAGGCACUCGAUAGGGCUGAUAGAUACGAGGAAGCUUACAACACUCUGGUUGGAGAAGUCGUCCAGCUUGGUUUGAGUGACAGAGAGCUUGACAAACUCCAGAAAGCGAGUGAGGCGGCCCUGGGUGUCUCGAAUGCCAAUCAAAAACUCAAAUACGUCGAGGAGAUUAAGGCUGAACUCGACCAGAUGGCGCAGAAACUGGCGCAAACUGAACGGGAGCGCGACCAAGCGCGAGCACAGGGAGUCGAUCUCCGCCGAGAACUCGGCGUAUUCCAGACUGUAACUGGGCUCAAUGGGUGGAUGGACCCAUCGCGAUCGGCUUCCACACCCCCGAUUCGCUCGAUGAUGACACCGCCUGCACGGCUUCCAUCGCUCCCAUUGGAGCGGAUCACGGAAACGUCAGCACCUAAUGAAGGCCUAGGAGUCACGUCCAAUGCACGCCCAGAGCUUAGAGCUCUUGGGCUGGGCUUGCCCUCAGCACGACGACCUGCUUCGGUUCCAGCGCCUGCUCCGGUUACCACCGACAGAAGAAUCUCCCGGGCAUUGAGCAUGGCACUGGAGGCCGAAAACAUGACUUUGACCGAGUAA
Molecule: messenger RNA, 2394 nt
Organism: Rhizoctonia solani
Lineage: Eukaryota; Fungi; Basidiomycota; Agaricomycetes; Cantharellales; Ceratobasidiaceae
Exons: 8
Coding region: 1-2394 (797 amino acids)
Source: RefSeq, a predicted model, not a curated record